AAUUCUCUGUAUUCGAAUACCAAAGUGUAGAUAAAUAAAAAAAAAACAAUGUCCCAACAACCACAAUAAUAUCAAGAUUACCAACAAUAAAUUGAAAUAAAAAUGUCACUAUUCAGCGACAUCUUGCAAAAGAAACAUCAAGAGCCACAGCAUGCCAAAUCCACAACUAAACCAACUUUACCUAUUAUCAAUGAGCUGGUUAUGGACUCAGAGUUGGAGUCGGAGGCGGAAGAGUCCGACGAUUACAGUCUCAACUUUGUUGCUGGCCUCGGGACGACAAACCAGCAUUUGAACAGCACCAGCUUGAGUAACAGCAUCACCAGCAGCUCACUGAACUCUCUGACAUCCAGCUGCACAAAAGAGUCGAAUACGACGAUCAGUGAACAACCGUCAAAUGCCAGCAAACACUUUGAGAACACAUACAAGCUGCUCGGUAGGCAUCUCGAGAGCAAUUGCCUGCGCACUGCGGACAAGUUGCAGCAGCUAGACAGACUGCAAGCCGAAAGCAGCCUGGAGAGCAGCAGUCUGAGCAGCUUAACUAGCUUGAAUAGCUCCUGUGCCGCCGCCUCGCUGUCGGCCAUUGUCAAUGGUACCGAGCCGGCUCCCACUCGUCUUGAACUCGAACUGGAGGCCGUUGAGCGCAUGCGCGUCAUAGUCCAGCAAAUGAAGUCAACGCCCAAAGAGUCACAAUCAGUCAGUGCAUCUGCACCACUCCUGGCACUGUUGCAUGAUUUCGCUGCCAAAGGACAACCAGCUUAUAAUGCCAAUCCCAACAACAGCACGCCCUGCACUCCAGCACCAAGCCCCAUUACGGGUGCUCUGCCUCCUGAGGGACCCAACUUCGAGCUGCCCCCAGGACUGCUGGAAACGGCUAGCUCCUGGGAGCUCAUGUAUUAUGCAUCCAAAAAUGUCGAUGGCAAGAAUUGCCUUAAAGUUGUGCGCAGUCUCUUGACCAACAAAGUUCUAUGUGGUAAUCGCGUCAGCCAAAUGACUCGCGCUUACGAUGACAUUGAAGCUGUGACGCGUCUGCUCGAAGAGAAGGAAAAGGACUUGGAGCUGACUGUGCAAAUUGGCAAGGAAUUGCUAACUCAAAACAAUGGACUUGAGGCGCGGGUUAGCGAUCUGGAAUUGGAUCUGAAAUCUGCCAACGACGAUCGCGCUCAGCUCCUACAUGAGCUACACAAAAAGAACGAACUGAUAUCGGUGCUAACCAACGAUGCUGACGAUGGCACAGAUGCGGACACACCCACAAUGUCCAAAUCGAUCACACUGGAUCUGUUGCAAAAGAAAGUGAAUUCGUUGUUGGAUGAAAACAAAACGCUAAAGAGCGAAGCCACACAGUUGGCGCAUCAGACGGACGAAGUGGAGGAACACGAGCGACGACUGAUGGCGGAUAUCAGUGCACAAUUAAACGACGCGAACUCCCAGUACGAUAAUAUAAGUUUGGAGCUGGAGCGGCAGCGCGAGGAGAAUCGCUUGCAGCAUGAGCAGAUUGUCAGUUUAACGGCACGCCUGGCAGAGGCAGAAAUGCGGCUGCAUCAGCUCACGCAGGACAAUGAUGAGCACUUGUCACUGCUGCACGUGACCAAGGAAAAUCAAAAUGCAUUGGCUCUCGAGUUGGUAGAGUUUAAGCAGCGCUAUGAGGAAGUGCUUGCAUUGCUGCACUCUGCCCAGGAUCAGUUGAAGCAGCAGCGCAAGCGAUCGCAACCGCAGGCGCGCAGCUCCUUCCUGGGCGGGCUGGGCACUAAUGGAGCGGCUGCCGCCGUCGCCGUAGAGUCUUUGCAGUCGGAACUGAUGGAGUCUUCGCUGUACUCCGAGAUUAGUCUGGAUUCGGGCAUAUCGGGCGACAGCCAGCGCAGUGCAGAUCGCAUUAGUCGCAUGAUGUCACAGCUGCCUGGUGGCAUGGGAAUGGGCAUGACCACCAGCCUGGGAUCGAGCAGUAUCUAUGGCCAGCCACCAUAUAAGCGUGCAUUUGAUACGGUGCGCUGCGCCACUAAGUGCGGCAACUACAUGGACAGUGGAAAUGUGUCGAUGACACAGCUGGGUGCAAUGUCCAUGAGCAGCUCAUCGGGACCGCGCAUGGCGUCGAUGGCCUAUCCCGCUGGAUCUUAUUAUCGCGGAGCCAGUGGCGGCAGCAGCAAUUCGCUGGGGCUUAAGACGCUUUCUAAUGAAAGCCUCAACUCGCAGUCAGACGAUGGCUAUCCAGCACAACCAUCUGGUGUGCCUGGCGCUCCAGGGGCUAAGGAGCUAGAGGCGGCUCUAAAACGCCUGACACCUGCCGAGGUGUUGGCUCGACGCGCUAUGCUCUCCUAUGCUCCAGCCGGCACUUAUAACUAUGAUGAGCCCCAUCAAGGGCGAUGCGGCGGAUCCGCUGCUCAGGCGGCCACUGCAGGAUUGGGCAUGGGCAUGAACUUGCCAAUGGGGGUGCGAACACCGGACAGCAUUAUGUCAACGGGUUCAGGGUCUUCGGGUCUUACAACGCACCAGUGGCGUCUUCCAGAGAAACUGCAGAUUGUUAAGCCUAUGGAGGGAUCACAAACGUUGCAUCAUUGGUCGCGUUUGGCGACUCCGACACUCAGCGGCCUCUUGGAGGAAAGACCUGGCGUUACCAUACGCGGUGGUCGCGGUCUCGAUGAUCUGGGCAUGCAGGUGUACACGCUAUCUGAUGUGGAGGAGGAUGUCAGUGAGGAGCUGGGUCUAGGCAAGCAAUUUGAAGCGCCCGGCUGUACCUAUACGUAUACUAAUAGCAUGGUAAUGCAUCCGGACGAUGGCUUCGUCAACGAUCUUUCAUUUCUCUCCCAGUCACAAGUAUCCUCUCGCAUGGCAUCCACGUCAACAUCAAGACAACCAAGUUGUCCCGCAACACCACGUGCUGGGAUGUCACGGAAGAAUUCCUGCUCGACGUUUUCAGUUAAUUUGGGUCUGGCUGGCAUGCUGAAUGAACGCGGCAUUAAGGCGGUCACGCCCAGUGCUCUCAACACUCCAGCUGGUCCAAAUUACUCUCCGACAGUGACGCCCUGCAACAGUCCAGAAGGAUCACCGCCUCGCGCUCAAUCGCCUGAGCCGUUAUUUGGGUUGCUAUCGUCUGGUGCAGAUUUGAUAAGACGCAAAUUAGUUGGGUCCAACAGCUCUUCAGAUACGCAAUUACAUCGGAGCUUGAGCAAACAGCAGCAUCAGCAAAAGGUGAUGCUAUCACAGCUGGAGCGAAGAGCUCUGCGUUCGCUGAAUUUGAUCGAGAAGGUGGAGAGCAUCGGACUGGAGAACAUAAUCAGUGCACAGCGUGGAAAUGGACGUGGCAGCGGCAUUGCGAAUCGGAGCAGUUCGCCUCUGUCACAGUUGAGUAACAGUAGCUGCGACAGCCUACAGAGUUUGCAUACUAGCAGCAACAGCAUCGUGGACGAUAUACACUUUGAUCGCGCACAAAUCAAAGGUGUUCUGCACCGAGGUCUUAAAUCCCCUACACCCACUCCAGUUACCACAAAUGCAGCACAGAUGCCCAGUAGCAGCAGUGCCACAACCAGUGCCUACAACAGCGAGGAUAGCGACGAUCAGGGCAUUGUGCUACAAUUGAAACCCCGUGCAACAUCAACAACAACGACAACUCCGGCAACACUGUCGAAACAUUCAGCUGGAGGAGCAGCUGCAGCAGCAACAGCAACAACAGUAAACGGGUCGGGCAUGGGAACUGGAGUCUCUGCCGUCGCCACGGCCAAUGAAACGCGCAUCAAGCAAAUGCAACGACAGAAGUCGCGUCGUAAUCUUAAAAAUGGUAUGGCUGCUCAGCGUCCCGAUUUGGGCACCAUUGGUGGUGCUAGUGGAGGCCGUGUACGUCCAGAUCUUGGCAAGGUCUCAGAUAGCAGUGGUACACCAAGUACGGCAACAGCGUCAUCAACGACAGCCGCUAAGAGCAGUGAUAAUCUAGACUCGAGGGCGGCGUCUCAGAGCAUUACUCAGUCAUUUGUGGGUUCGGUUAGUUCCUUGUUGUUUGGUCGUAAGGGCGGUUGGCUGUAAACUUAACAUGUAUACACCCCACAAACUCCUCACUCCCCAUACACACACUAGUAUAUAUUUAUAUACAUGUACUCACGUAUGGAUGCUAGGAAGACUCCUUAAAAGAGACAAGCGCGUCGGAUUAUGAUUUCAUUUUACAGUUUUAGUUUAUUAUACUUAUAUUUAUAUAACAAUAACAAACAAAACACAAAAGCCACACGAAAUAAUAAAAUGGGUUCUAUUUGUCACCGUCUCUGCUCCUGCUGCCGCCGUCGCCGUUGCAGUGACCACUUAUUUGAUGGACGACUUUUUGUCGCGAUGGAUGUUAUGCAACACUGGCGACGUCCACUGUCUUAGUGUUUGUAGCUGUGAUUUGUAAAUAUUUGUAGUAAAAUGUUUAAAUUUAGUAGUUAAUAUUAAUGAAACUUUCACUUGUUUUUUGCUUUUACAACGGCGACUAACUUUAAGCUAACCAGAACACAAAUAGUAACCAGUACCGACCCAACAAAAAAAAAUAGUUAGUGCAAACAACAGUUAGUUCCAAAGCAGCUUUUUAUUUACUCAACAACAUUAUUAUUAUAAUUAUACUUACAACAAAUAUUGUUUUUGCCAAUUUUGUAUUUAUUUCCAUGUAUGUUUACAUAAAGGAUACGAAACGAAGAUAGCCUACGAUAUAUUUUAUUUUUCUUUAACAAACUUUUGUGUAUAAAUAAAAAAAAAUGUGCGAUUUAAAAUUAUGUAUAUAAGAGAAGAGAUAAAAAGAAACUAGUGGAUAUGCAAAGAUGAACAUAUAUUUUUUUACACAUGUAUAGUUUACGUUUUUGCUUUCCACUUGCUACGUCUUCAAGUAAAAUUUUCAAUAAUUUACCCGCUUGCAUUAUUCUAAACUGUAUAUUUCGCAUACAUAUGUAUUUUCUUUGGGCUUUGUACGCGCACACAUAUAAGGAAGAGAGUAUCCCAAAAUGUUUACUAUUUGUUUCUAGUCUUGUUCAGUACUCAUUUGGCUAUACGACUUAUUUGAUGCAUAGCUCCUAAAUUGAGUGCCUAAGAUAUAUCCAUGCAAGCAUCUGAUCAAAAAUCGAAAUGAUAAUUUGUUUUUUGAAGAUUCAAUAUUUUUCUAAUCGAUUUAUGUGUUAAUUACCACCACUGUUGGCUAACAUUGCACAGUUUACACACAUGUUAGUACACCACUGUUAGCUAACUGCAGGAAUUCAGAUAACACGACAUAACAAAUGCAAUAUUAUUGCAAAUCAAUAAUU
Messenger RNA from Drosophila sulfurigaster albostrigata, 5249 nucleotides. It is a transcript of the gene milt, whose product is annotated as trafficking kinesin-binding protein milt. The transcript is spliced from 4 exons. The record is from RefSeq and is a predicted model, not a curated record. Lineage: Eukaryota; Metazoa; Arthropoda; Insecta; Diptera; Drosophilidae. Bases 103 to 4011 code for a protein of 1302 amino acids.